GGACCUCGGGGAGCAGGUAACUCGCAGCGUUCUCGGCGUUGGGGGUACAGCAGAGAACAAAACAGGACCUUGUCAAUUCACCAGGAGAAUCCAGGGAGGAAAGGACUCCAAGAUCUCAAGGGGCACCUCCAGGUAGGCCUGUAUUGCUAUGAAUUUCCCUCCCAGGACUGCCGCUGGUGUGUCUCACAAGUUUUGGAUUGUUUUCUCCUGGUGUACAUAGGUGAGGGAUUCUGUGGGGUACCUACCUAUGAAUGAAAUUGCCAAAUCAAAAGGAAUUUCUUCACAUGGCUUCCAAAGAAGUGACCAUCACAGUUCGCCUCAUUCGUUCAUUUGAGCAUCGAAAUUUCAAACCUGUGGUAUAUCAUGGAGUUAAUUUGGACCAAACUGUAAAGGAAUUUAUCAUAUUUCUAAAGCAAGAUGUUCCUUUAAGGACCAGCCUGCCACCACCAUUCAGAAAUUAUAAAUAUGAUAAAUUAAAGAUUAUUCAUCAAGCACAUAAAUCAAAGACAAAUGAAAUUGUGAUGAGUUUGGAAGAUGAUGACAGACUCCUGUUGAAAGAAGACAGUACUCUGAAAGCAGCUGGAAUCGCCAAUGAAACUGAAAUUGCAUUCUUCUGUGAAGAAGAUUAUAAGAACUACAAAGCUAAUCCCCUUUUAUCCUGGUGAAAACCUCAUGGGGGCUUCCUUUUUGCAUACCUAUAUUAAGCUCUUUAUUCCACUAGUGAGUUUUGAAAUUGAGAAAUAAACUUUAAAAAUUAA
This is a messenger RNA of Phyllostomus hastatus (greater spear-nosed bat), 758 nucleotides long. It is a transcript of the gene CUNH2orf76, whose product is annotated as chromosome unknown C2orf76 homolog. The record is from RefSeq and is a predicted model, not a curated record. The transcript is spliced from 10 exons. NCBI's taxonomy places the organism in Eukaryota, Metazoa, Chordata, Mammalia, Chiroptera, Phyllostomidae. The coding region runs from base 252 to 665 and encodes 137 amino acids.